Molecule: messenger RNA, 6564 nt
Organism: Brassica rapa (field mustard)
Lineage: Eukaryota; Viridiplantae; Streptophyta; Magnoliopsida; Brassicales; Brassicaceae
Product: L-Ala-D/L-amino acid epimerase
Molecular function (GO): racemase and epimerase activity, acting on amino acids and derivatives
Source: RefSeq, a predicted model, not a curated record
AUAGAUUAGAAAUAUAUUGAGUUUAAUCAAGUACAUGAUAAUAUUUUUAGAAAUUGAUAAUCCGAUUAAUAUCAGGAACCGAAUUUAUUUUAGAUUUAACCAGAUCUUGGUCAUGUGACUAAGUCGGGACCGAAUCCAGACCAAAUCCGAUCCGGACUUUUAUAAUAUCUGCUGAAAUCAUGAAUCUAUAAACUCAAAAUUCCAAUGAACCGAGCUGAACCUCGAUUGCUCAGCCUAGUUUUAAUUGAAGGAAGAAAAAUAGACUUUUUAAAAGAAAAGAGAAAAUAAAAAUAGCAAGUGAGAUUUUUGUAUUGCUAGGGGCUGUUAAAAAUCCUAAACCAUUCUAAAGCAAAAGAUGUUUUCGAUCGCAACUUCUUCGUCUUCCCAACUCUUCAAUUUUCAAAAUUCUCCGAAAUCCUUUAUCCCCGUCAUGUCAGCGGCGUCUGGGUUCAAAACCCUGACGGAGAAUUUCACUGUGAAGGUUCGUAAAGCAGAGAACCGCGAACUGAACGUCCCCCUGCUCUCCCCCUUCACCAUCGCUUCGUCGCGCCUCGAUUCCGUCGGAAACGUCGCGAUUCGGAUCGAGCUCAGCGGCGGAUGCGUCGGCUGGGGAGAAGCUCCGAUUUUACCCUCGGUGACGGCGGAGGAUCAGCUCACGGCCAUGGUUAAAUCCCGGGAAGCUUGCGAGCUUCUCAGAGAGUUGCCGGAGAUGAAGCUGGGUCACGUUCUUGAGGAGAUCGGCGGGAUUCUACCUGGGCAUCGAUUUGCAUCUGUAAGAGCGGGGGUGGAGAUGGCUAUGAUUGAUGCUGCUGCUAAGAGCGUUGGAGUUCCCUUGUGGAAACUCUUUGGUGGUGCUUCGAAUACAAUCACCACCGAUAUUACAAUUCCGAUAGUUUCUCCAGCUGAAGCUUCAUACUUGGCUGCAAAGUACAGAGAAGAAGGGUUUAAAACCUUGAAGCUCAAGGUUGGGAAGAACCUCAAGGCUGAUAUAGAAGUUCUCCAGGCUAUACGUGAAGUCCACCCUACUUGUUCCUUCAUUUUGGAUGCAAAUGAGGGUUAUAAAACAGAGGAAGCUGUUGAAGUUCUCCAAAAGCUUCAUGAAAUGAAGGUUACACCAGUUCUCUUUGAACAGCCUGUCCACAGAGACAAUUGGGAAGGUCUCAGGCAUGUGACUCGAGUUGCAAAGGACAGAUUUGGAGUCUCGGUUGCAGCAGACGAGAGUUGUAGAGACUUGACUGAUCUCAAGAGAAUCAUAAAAGAUGAUGUUGUAGAUGUUGUUAACAUCAAACUCGCUAAAAGCGGUGUCCUCGAGGCCCUUGUGGUGAUAGAAUUGGCUAGAUCGUCUGGAAUUGAGCUUAUGAUAGGGGGAAUGGUGGAGACUAGACUAGCAAUGGGGUUCUCCGGUCACCUUGCUGCUGGCAUUGGGUGUUUCAGAUUCAUCGACUUGGACACUCCACUUCUUCUAGCUGGUGAUCCCGUUCAAGGUGGCUACAAAGCACUGGGUGCUGUCUAUGAGUUUACAGAUGAAGGCGGUCACGGAGGAUAUCUUCACUGAAUGCACUGGCUUUGUGAGGAGUCUACUAGAGUCCUUGUUUAUGUAGUUCAUAAUGAACCAACCUCAAGUUUGAUGUUAGUUUUUGUGCUUAAAAAAAGCAUUACACCUUGUCCUAAAUUUUCAGUUUCCGUUAAAUAAGAGAAUGUAACUUGCAAGCUUUGUAACAUGUUUCCAAAUAAAUGUAAGACAUUCAUCCCAUUGAACUGAUUGGUUUGUUUCUGAAACACACACAACAAAGAGUCAUAUAAGACCAUCGUCUAUCUUCAAUCCACUUCUAUUUUCAUCUUUAUAUAUUUUUUUUUAAAUAGAAAAAUUCUAUUAUAGAAAUAGAUUUGUUGCAAACUUGUAAUAUAUACCUAUAUAAUAGAAUUUUUCUAUUUAUAAGAAAAAAAAUAUAGAGAAUUGUUAUUUUCAUUUCUAAAAAUAAAAACAAAAAGUAGAAUCUUAUUAUAAUACAUACAUUGGAGCAAAUUUAUUUUUAUAAUAGAGAUUUCUAUUUUAGAGAUGUACAUUGGAGAUGCUCUAACUCAACAUAAUUUAUACUUUUAAGUAUUGGGUAUUACAUUUUCAGAGUUAUUCAUUGUUACCAUUUACAUAGUAUCUUGGAGUUUUAUCUCUUUUUUAGCCAACAGUUUACUGUAGUCACUAACUAAAAUCAUUAUUAUAUAUUGAAGGUAAUGAUGAGAUUAUUUAGGAGAUAAAUAUAAGUUAUAUGACAUAUAAAUAUGUAAUUAGUUGAGGUGUUUAUCCUAACCAAGUCGGUUAAAGAGGUUGUAUAAAUACUCUUGUACGUACAUGAUAAGUUUGUUAUGGUAUCAGAGCCAGUCCAACACUCUGACCAAUUAAUCCGGCCCAGACAGUGGUCCGAUCAUCCCACGAAUUGAUAGCCCAAAGAAAGCUCAAUUACUUCGAAAUUUCUAGAAAAAUAAAGCAUUGUCUCGAAGGGAGUAUGAUGGCUUAUGCAAGAUUAAUGGUUAUACGCACCAUUAUCUCGAAGGAGGGUAUUGGAGAGAAGAUCUCACAUUAGAAAUAUGAAUGGGAAUUGAAUAAUAUAUAAGAGACUUAAGCCAAGUCACUUAAAGGUUUCGGGUUUCAACAUUCAUAUGCAGAUUAUUCCUUGUUCGUUUAUUCAAAAGGGAACGUGGAACUUCGGGUGCUCAUUUAUGUCGAUGAUUUACUAAUAUGUGGAAAUGACAUCGAUUUUUUGAGAAAAUUCAAAGAUCAUUUAGGGAGAUGCUUUCAUAUGAAAGACUUAGGAAAGUUAAAGUAUUUUUUAGGCAUUGAAGUUGGUCGUAGAGCAGAAGGCUUCAUGCUUACGCAACACAAGUAUACUCUUGAUUUGGUCGCAGAUGUUGGACUACUAGGCUCGAAACCGGCUGCUACACCUAUGGAAAUACAACACAAGUUAGCUCUGGAUUUGAGUCUGUUUUUGAGUGAUGCUGAGAAAUACGGGAGGUUGGUUGGUCGUUUGAUUUACUUGUCCAUUACGCGACCGAAUAUUUCGUAUGCAGUGCAUAUUCUGUCGCAAUUUAUGCAGAAACCUCGAGAGAUGCGGUGGGAUGCUGCUAUGAGGGUUGUUCGCUAUCUGAAAGGAACAGCUGGUCAAGGGAUAUUGUUGAGAUCUCAGGUUGAUACGAGUUUGUCUGUCUACUGCGACGCAGACUGGUCUGCAUGUCAUGCUUCUAGACGGUCUCUGAGUGCGUAUGUGGCAUUGGUUGGUGAUUCGCCGGUGUCGUGGAAGACUAAGAAGCAGGGAGUUGUGUCACAUUCAUCAGCUGAGUCGGAGUACAGGUCAAUGGCGCAAGCAACUAGAGAAAUAAAGUGGCUCAGGAGGCUGUUGCGUGACUUGGGGGCUCCACAAUGAAAACCAACUAAGUUGUUUUGUGAUAGCAAAUCGGCUAUACAUAUAGCGGCCAAUCCAGUGUUCCAUAAAAGAACCAAACACAUAGAAUCUGAUUGCCAUCAAGUCAGGGAUGCGAUACAAGAUAAACUGUUUGAGACGGUCCAUGUCAGAACAACUGAGCAACUAGCGGAUGUCUUGACUUGGAAGUGCAGUUUGAGUCCUUGUUGUUCAAGUUGGGAGUACGAAACUUUCAUCUUCCCAACUUGAGGGUAUUGGAGAUAAUGAUAAGAUUAUUAGGAGAUAAGUAUAAGUUGUGAGACAGAUAAAUAUGUAAUUAGUUGAGAUGUUUAUUCUAAUCCCAAGUCGGUUAAGGAGGUUGUAUAAAUACUCUUGUACGUACAUGAAUAAGAUCAAGCAAUUCUAUAAGCUUACAUUAUAUAAAUAGAAAAUACGAAAAUAGUAUAACACAAUUGGAAAUGAAAAGAGUUACUUUUUCAAGAGAGGAAAGUUCAAAAUGAGAUGUUCUUGCGGAGAAAAGAGACUGUACAGUGGUAGUAGGUGUGGUGGUGACUGGUGAGGCGUGGAAAUCUCAAUAGAUGUUAUAUCUGGUAAAGGUCCAAUUACAAAUCAGAUUAAUUGUAUUUUAAAGUUUUGAACUAUGAAAAUGUUAGCACUAGAAUUUUUUUUUGAACAGCCGUUGUUUUUAUUUCUAAAGAUCACAAGUAAGAGUACAUUGCUAGAGCCAUAAAACAAAGCUAACAAGCUAAACAGAGUUGGCAAUAGAUAAUUCUACAAAUAUUUCCUGAUUUUUUUUAUAAAUUGUUUUUUCUUCUGACAAUAACCAGGAUAAGCUAAAAGAAACACAAUCCAAAAAAAACUUUUUUUUUUAUCAUCUUUCAUCUCCAACAAGCAUACAAUAUAUUUUCAUAUAAGCGGGGCAAUAAUAACAAUACAAAUCGUGACACUACUCACUAGGCGUGAGAAUCUUAAAGUUCAUAUCACGAUCGAUGCUUUGGACCCACACUUUUUUAUUACUCAAUAAAAAAAUUGGUAAACAUCAAAAUUCAAAGUCGAAGACACAUGUUUGUAUGAGCUACAACUUCAACAACCAAUGUGUGAACAUGUUUUUUAGUGAUCAGCUACUCCUACACUACACACCAAACUUUUGCAUGUUCUACCUCCACAAGUGUUUUUGGAUCAUGAUCAUAUACGCUCUUGCUUCUUCUUUUCAUGCUACAUUAAUGAUCUUUCUCCAACGAAUGUACACGUUUGAGCUAUACAUCUUCUAGCUAUGUAGACCUUCACAAGAUGUUUUGACAAAAUCUAGUUGCCUAAGAAUACUCAACAACUAAUCUUUCCAUUAAUUUACUACAAUUGCGCCAAAAGAAAGAAAACUACAAAAGACGAAGUUUCAAUGAUUGAUUGAGGCAAUGAUUAUCCCCAAACGCACGCUUCUUCUCAAGAUAUCAUCAUUUUGUAUACGAAAACUAUUUGAUUAUUGAUUCUGUUAACAUAGUAAUUAGUUAGGUUCAUAUAUACAUAUAUACAAGUGCAUUUCUCCAAAAUAUUAUUACUAUCACAGUGUGUGUGAGGUUGAUAGAAGUAAUGAUGACGAGCCGGCAAUAUAUAUUGGGACGACACAAGUACCAUCACCGAAAGUCCUCUUCGCCUCCCAAGUCCACGCUUCGACCCCACUUUUCAUUUGUUUAUGUUUUAUUUUUGUUCGGUAAACCUAACACGUUAUGGUGUGCUUAUUACGAUCAUGUUAAAAUGGUUAUGAUAUCAUGUGUGUUUGAUAGUAAAAACAUCGUUAUACUAAUUCGUAUUAGUCAGUUGUUUUUCUUUGGUUGACAAUCUACAUAUAUGAGUUUCUAAGUGCAUCUUUCCCCACUUUUAGUGCUCCUUCUCCACUUGGAAAUAAAAAGAGGCGUAUAUAAGUCUAAGAACCCACAAGAAAAGUAUUAUUUGAAAUUUGUAUGCUUUUCCCUAAUUUUGGCCAUUAAUCUUGAUUGUUUAAUGUUCCUUGAGUAGCCAAAAACUCCACAAACCAAUUUCUCCCAUAUAUCUCCUUUUAUUUGUAAGAGUAUCGAUCUUCAAAAAAUGCUUAUAGCUCAGUAUUUAUGAUUCACAACUCGAAUUUAAACUGGCUUGAAUGAUGACAGCAUUUUUUUUUUUUUUUUGAACUUAGCUUAUGACAACAUUUUGUUGUCAAAAAAAAGUAAUGAUAACAACAUUUUCAGAAACUAUUAAGUAAUGAAUUUAUUCGCCUCCGGCACACAUAUAACACACAACACAACUUAUCGAUGUUUAGUUUUUGAUCAAACACUUGACUACAGAAACUACUACAUUUUUUUUUAACACAUCAGAAACUACUACAUUAUUUUUUACAUGUAUUAGUCCAAAGCUGAACUAAAAUGAUAAGACGCCGCCCUAUAAGCAAGCGCACUAAUAGAUUAAUAUUUUGAAUAAAAAUUUCAAUCCAUGUUUCUUAAUAAAUUUUUAUUUAUGAAAUACUAACAAAGUGUGUGUUUCAAAAAAAAAAACAAAAAAUACUAACAAAGUGUAGAAAAAUGUAAAAAAAUUUUUUAUCACUUUCCGGCUCUAUAAAAAGGAAGAGAUGCACAUAUCAAAAACCACAAAUACCAGAGCACACUUCCAUAAACUUUCAGAACAAACAAAAGAAGAAGAAGAAGAAGAAAAAUGGUGAUGAUCAAGGCUACAUGGGUUUCCAUCUUCGCCAUCGCGGCGGUUCUCCUAGUGAUUCUAGCCCCGGCGGCAGAAGCAGUGACGUGCUCGCCAAUGCAGCUAAGCCCAUGUGCGCAGGCGAUAACGUCGUCUUCUCCACCGUCAGCGUUGUGCUGCGCGAAGCUGAAGGAACAGAAGCCAUGCCUAUGUGGGUACAUGAGAAACCCUAGCCUCCGUCGCUUCGUCAGCUCUCCCAACGCUCGUAAAGUCUCUAACCGCUGCAAGCUCCCCAUCCCAAGGUGUUGAAAACUCAAAAAACCAAACAGCGUUUGCUAUUUGCGAUCAUCCUAUACGUGUUUCAAUCCUACUUUUGGUGUGUGUGUCUAAGAUUGUUCAUUAUGAUCAUGAAGUAGUAGUCUAAAGUAAGUGUUACCCUUAAGAAUAACAAUGUGUGAUGAUGCUUGUAUGCAUCUUAUUUCAA